AUGGAUUUAUCACAUGAUGAUAUUAAUUCUGUAAAAGACAAUUAUUUUAAGAACGAACUAGCUAAAGUAGAACUAGCUGAAGUAAAACCACCUUCUACAAACUUGCUUUAUAAGCCUGAGGUAGUUGAAAUAUUUGAUAUCAACUUUCCUGUAUUUGAAAUAUUUGAUGUCGACUCUUCUGAAGAAAAAAAUGAUAAACUAGCACUAAAAAUUUAUAAAGGACAAACUUUAAAUCAUGGAAGAAAGCUGAAAAGAAAACAUACUGAAUCAAGUGUUAAGGCUGAAUCAAGUAUUGAGGCUGAAUCAAGUGUCGAGAAUA
Molecule: messenger RNA, 319 nt
Organism: Racocetra persica
Lineage: Eukaryota; Fungi; Glomeromycota; Glomeromycetes; Diversisporales; Gigasporaceae
Source: the annotation of a GenBank genome assembly